Messenger RNA from Myiozetetes cayanensis, 1744 nucleotides. It is a transcript of the gene TRMT10B, whose product is annotated as tRNA methyltransferase 10B. Gene Ontology annotation, biological process: tRNA N1-guanine methylation. The record is from RefSeq and is a predicted model, not a curated record. NCBI's taxonomy places the organism in Eukaryota, Metazoa, Chordata, Aves, Passeriformes, Tyrannidae. Gene Ontology annotation, molecular function: tRNA binding. Gene Ontology annotation, cellular component: nucleoplasm; nucleus. Bases 40 to 1281 code for a protein of 413 amino acids. The transcript has 7 exons.
GAGCUGGGCGGGCCCGGCGGAGACGGACCCGGCGGGGAGAUGGACCCGCUGAAGAUGGACCCGCUGAAGAUGGACCCUCUGAAGAUGGACCCGCUGAAGAUGGACCCUCUGAAGAUGGACCCGCUGAAGAUGGACCCGCUGAAGAUGGACCCGCUGAAGAUGGACCCGCUGAAUAUGGACCCGGCGGCGGAGACGGACCUGACGGGGGAGACGGACCCGCUGAAGAUGGACCUGCUGAAGAUGGACCUGCUGAAUAUGGACCCGGCGGGAGAGACGGACCCGGCGGGGGAGAUGGACCCGGCGGUGGCGGCCGAGGCGCUGCGGCUGCUGCGGAUCGAGCCCUCGGCCGCGGGGCCGCGCUCGGGGUGUGCGGAGGGGCCGCUCUCGAGGAACGCGCUGCGGAAGCGCCGGCGCUGGGAGCGGGUCGUGGCCGCCCGGCGCGGGAAGCGGCGGCAGGAGCGGCAGCGCCGGCGGGCCCGGCGGGCCCCGGGGCGCGGGGACGGGACGGGGACGGCGCUCGGCAGCGGCCCCGCCGGGUCCGAGCAGCCCCUGCUCCCUCGCGGGAGGGCCGCGGCCGCCCUGGCCCGGGAGCGGCUGCUGCAGGCGCGGGCGGCGGGGCCGCGGCUCUGCCUGGACCUCGGCGUGGCCGGCGGCAUGAGCGAGAAGGAGAGCGGCCGCCUCGCCUCGCAGAUCCGCCGGCUGUACGGGACGAACCGCCGCGCCAGCCGCCCCUUCUGGCUGUGCCUGACCGAGUUCGCGGCCGGGACGCCGAUCUACGAGCAGUGCCUGCGCAUGAACGACGGCUUCGAACGGUACCUGAUGGAUACAACUCCAGAGAGUUACCUGGACCUAUUUCCUUUGGAUGCCAUUGUUUAUCUCACUCCUGACUCUGAGAAUGUCCUUGAAGACAUCAGUCCGGAUAAGGUGUACGUGCUGGGAGGGCUGGUGGACGAGAGCAUUCACAAGCAGCUGACCCUGCAGAGGGCACGGGAGCAGUCCCUGCAGACAGCCCGACUCCCUAUCCGCGAGUACAUGGUGAAAGCCCCCAACUCCAGGAACUACCACUCAGAGACACUGGCCAUCAACCAGGUCUUCGACAUCCUGUGCACCUACUACGAGACGCGGAACUGGCCAGUGGCCCUGAAGGCUGGAGUCUCUUCUGGAAAAGGCUACGUGCUACGGGAGGCAGCACAACCGGUGGAAACACCCCAGCACACUGCCACCCUUGGAAACUCUUUAUUUUGUGGUGAAGAGCUGCACAGGCAGGAGGCACCGGCGUGACUGGGCACAGGGAGCACAGUCACUUGUCAGAGCAAGGGACCUUGUCAGAGCAACACCUUCUACCUCAGCAGUGCCACGCUGGACAAUCCCCAUCACCCUGGGCAGGAAACAAGAGCUGGUGGAGCCUGGGAUCAAGUGAAAACUGAAUUCAGUUUUGCUUCUUUGCAGCUGUUUGUUUGUGACUCCUGCACCUACACUUGUUCUGGGACAGGGAGGAGAACUUUGAGGUGUUUCCUUCAUUGUAGUUAAACAGUGAGUAAUGUGAAGUUAGGAUUGCAAAGCUUAUGGGCGGGGAAAAUCCCUUGCCAUGGGACAGGAGAGUGCUGCUCCCACAGGAGAAUGUGGGAUGGGAGGCAAGGGCACCAUGUCCCAACAACUUAAAUCCAGUUGAAGACUUGGUGAGUUGUUGAAGCCUGUAGCUAGUCCUAUGCAUCUAAUCUAAAAUAAAACGUUUAGAUCCCCA